UCCUUUCCCCAAAACUCCCAUCAAUCAUUCUCAUUGUCUCCGUCUUCUUUACUACCAUGCACUGUGUCUCAACCAGCAACACUUGUUUCCUCUGUUAUUCUCUUCGAAGUUCUUCAAAGCCCUUGAACCUUCAUUUUUUUGUGCGGUGCUUUUCAGCAGACGAGAAGAUCCUUUCUGUUGCACUCUCUUGUUCCUGCUACGGUGCUGCCUUCUGAAGCUGCAGUGAUUAUGGCGGAGAUUUGCCAAAAAUGUGGUGACAAGGGUUAUUUGGAUUGUCUAAUUUACUGUUCCCAGUGUAAAGUGGCCGUUGAGCAUCUCUACUGCUUAGACAACAGGCCUGAUCGAGAUGUAUAUGUCACUUGGUUAUGUGAGCAAUGUGCACCUAGGUCCUCAUCUCCCUUAAACAGGCUUAGUUUACACCCGGUCAGGAGGAGUAAACGUCUUAGGAUUAGGAAGAGGAAAAAGAUUUGGAAGAGGAAAGAUGUAUUGAAUUUCUCAAAAACUGAGACAAAUGUGCAGAAUUGCGACUCUACUGCACUACAAUCUCAUAACCUUUGUUUGAAGGGAGACACACAGAUGAAUGAAGAUAUGCCUGAUCCUUCUGGGGUAACAACUGAUCCUCUUCCAUGUAAGGGAAACUAUGAACACUUUUCUGAUGAUAAUUGUGAAGAAGGAGCUAAGAAGUCGAAAAAACAGGGAAGAAAAUUGAUACUGGAUGAUGAGGGGAUUUCAGAAGAGGAUACUGGAUCUGCUGAAGACGGAAACUCUCCAGUAGCUUCAGAUGUCAGGAUUGCUCCUUUUAGUCUUUCAAGCCAUAAGCCAUCUCCUUUUGAUCUUCCUGCUGAGGUAACAGCUGAUCCUCUUCAAUGCAAGGUAAACUUUGAUCAACACUUUUCUGAUGGUAAUCAUGAAGGAGCUAAGGAGUCGAAAAAGCUGGGAAGAAAAUUGAUACUGGAUGAUGAGGAGAUUUCAGAAGAGGAUACUGGAUCUGCUGAAGACAGAAACUCUCCAGUAGCUCCAGAUGUCAGGAAUGCUCCUUUUGGUAUUUCAAGCCAUAAGCCAUCUCCAGAACAUGGUUACUAUGGCCCUGCACAGCCGGUCAUUGAUCCUGUCUGGAGGGGAUGCUUUAGCAUGUGUAAUGAAAAGUCUCGUAAAGAAGUAGGUGUUGUUGCCCAUUUAUCAAACAAAGCAUGCUUCAAGGUGUUAGAGGGGACAAAUGCACUGCCAGUUUUUCUUGGAUUAGAAAUGCUGCCAAGGCCUUAUGCCUGGCCCAAGAGUUUCAGUAGAAUGUCCCCCACUGAUGACAAUAUUGGUCUUUAUUUCUUCCCUGAAAGCAAACGAGACAAAGCAGUGUUCAAUUGGCUUCUUUAUGAAAUAAUUGAUCGGGACCUUGCGCUGAAAUUUGUGACUGAUAAUGCAGAGCUCCUAAUCUUCUCGUCUCUUCAAUUGCCACCACUAUUCCAGAGAUUUCAUGGAGAGUGUUAUCUCUGGGGUGUAUUUAGGGGGAAGCAAGUUUCACAUCCCCCACAACCUGCUGAGCAUCUUUUGAUUCGAGAUAGCGGCAUUGAGUGUGACCUGCCAUCCAUGACAGCAGAUGAUUUUGGCAGUCAAAAAGGGAGGUGCCCCAGUAAGACGUGGAGCCAGUGGAGUCCUCUUAGUCCUUUUAGCAGCUAUGGUUCUGGUUCACCACAUUCUCCUUUGCAUCAGAAAGCCAAGCCGUCUGGCUUUUCUGUAUUUGCUUGUCCUGACAUUAUUGAGAAGGCAGUUGAUAAUGAACAGGACCUGGAGAAGCAGAAUGCAUAUGAAAAAGUGGAAGAGCGACAUGCAUAUGAAAAACAGCAUGAAUAUGAAGAAGGGGAGGUGAAGAUGAAAGAUUGUGAUGUGGUUUUAUUACACAGUGGAGGGCCAUGGCUUGAUUCCUUGGACGCAAGCAAGGAAAAUAUUGGUUUUGAAGGAUCCUGUUUGGAGUUGUUUCCAUUAGAGAUGGAAGAUAUUGCUGUUGUUUCAAAAGCGAGAGGCAGUAGUGAUGUUGACCUGGAGUUAGCAUUAGGUCGAUCUGGUUGGGAGGAUUCCAAAAGUAGGUCACCUGGGUGUAAGCAGCUGAUAAGUAAAUGUUGCACUCUUGGUCUAAGUAACACGGCAUUUUAAGAGUUCACACUAUGACUCUAAGGUGUGUAUGCCGUUCCUUGUGCUUAAAAUGGUUGACAUAGGGCAGCCUUGGGGACACAGAAAAGCUGUUCUAGUCUCCUUUCGAUGCCAAAAAGAGUUCAUUGACAUGUUAUCUGUUUUGGCCUUGGCUAGCAAAAUACUGCAAGUGUUGUCAUGAUAUAUCUCCUGGGCCCCCUCUUAUUGUUAUGAUCUGG
This is a messenger RNA of Telopea speciosissima, 2363 nucleotides long. RefSeq lists its product as uncharacterized. The transcript is spliced from 6 exons. Bases 229 to 2148 code for a protein of 639 amino acids. The record is from RefSeq and is a predicted model, not a curated record. Lineage: Eukaryota; Viridiplantae; Streptophyta; Magnoliopsida; Proteales; Proteaceae.